GUGCCUCUCUCUAUCUCUCUCUCUUCGAUGGCAACAAUUGCACCCUCACUCCAUUACAGUCUCCUCUACUCUCCAAACCCUAGAGGAAGAAGAAGAUGCAAUUCCCAAAAAACCCAUUUCGAUUCUCAAAGGAAUCGCCUCAUUCUCACAGCCUUCUCUUCUUCAUCUCAGCCUUCAGAGGCCGCCGCUGAAGCUGCAGCCACUGCAGAAUCUUGCGUCAAUUCGGGCCUCUCUCUCUUCUCUAAAGGAAGGGUGAAAGAUGCUCUGGUACAGUUUGAGAAUGCACUUGAUAUGAAUCCAAAUCCUAUCGAAGCCCAAGCAGCACUGUACAACAAAGCCUGCUGCCAUGCUUACAGGGGGGAAGGGAAGAGAGCUGCAGAAUGCUUGAGAACUGCUUUGCGAGAUUAUAAUCUUAAAUUCAGCGUCAUUCUUGAUGAUCCUGACUUAGCUUCAUUUAGAGCUUUGCCAGAGUUCAAGGAAUUACAAGAAGAGGCCAGGCAAGGUGGAGAGGACAUAGGAUAUGGAUUUCGUAGAGAUCUCAAGCUCAUUAGUGAAGUUCAGGCUCCAUUUCGUGGGGUGAGAAGGUUCUUUUAUUUCUAUGUCAAUUAA
Asparagus officinalis (garden asparagus) is the source of this 609-nucleotide messenger RNA. Its product is annotated as protein LOW PSII ACCUMULATION 1, chloroplastic-like. Bases 28 to 609 code for a protein of 193 amino acids. Lineage: Eukaryota; Viridiplantae; Streptophyta; Magnoliopsida; Asparagales; Asparagaceae. The record is from RefSeq and is a predicted model, not a curated record. The transcript is spliced from 5 exons. Gene Ontology annotation, biological process: photosystem II oxygen evolving complex assembly. Gene Ontology annotation, molecular function: protein binding. Gene Ontology annotation, cellular component: chloroplast.